Messenger RNA from Calypte anna (Anna's hummingbird), 626 nucleotides. Its product is annotated as CKLF-like MARVEL transmembrane domain-containing protein 5. The coding region runs from base 15 to 563 and encodes 182 amino acids. Gene Ontology annotation, cellular component: membrane. The record is from RefSeq and is a predicted model, not a curated record. The transcript has 5 exons. NCBI's taxonomy places the organism in Eukaryota, Metazoa, Chordata, Aves, Apodiformes, Trochilidae.
ACAGAUCCCCCACUAUGGGACAGGAGGAGCCACCCGGGGCCUUUGACUUCGGGGUCCUGCGCACCCCUAAGGGGCUGCUGCUUGGGGCCGAGCUGGUGCUCUGUGGGGCUGUUGUGGGGCUGCUGGCUCCCCCCGCACCCCCCACACUGGCCCCAGCCCUGCUGCAGACCCUGGCAGGGGCGGCUGCCCUGGGGGGGCUGCUGCUGCGGGACCCCCCCCACCUGCCCCAUGGCUAUGGGCCCUGCCUGGAUCUCCUUCGGGCCAUCAGCGGGACCAUAAUCUUCUUUGUGGUGGCCCUGGUGGCCUUGGCUUCUUCCCGUGAUGCUUUGGCAGCCACCACCUUCACUUUCAGUCUCAUCCUCUCCUUCCUCUUCGCCCUGGACAGCUUCAUCGCCUACCGCACCAAGGUGGCCUCAGCGGUGGGACGAGGUAGAAGUGGGAUCCUGACAUGGACUCAGCCUAAUUGGAGACCCCCUCAACUUGUUUCCCAUAAUUCCCUGGUGCCCCUUCCCGUAGCCCCACAUCAUAACCCUCUCUGGAUACCCCUUUCAGCCACCAUUUAAACCUCUUCACCACUGAUGUUUCUCCACGGUCAUGUUUUUAUGGGGUGAGGUGGGUGAGGAAAC